AUGAGUAAAACAAAGAAUAAGCCUCAUUACCAACAAGAGACACCAACUUUAUCUUCCCCUCUAUCGCCUAAUACAAAUAUAUACCAGGAUGAAGAUGAAGUACCUUAUCUUGCAGAAGCAAUGCCAGUAGAUUAUUCGUCAACAUAUAAUUCAUAUAAUUAUAAUUCUCAACUUCAACCACCUUCCUCACCCACUUCUCCUUCUCACUCAAUACCGUCUUCUCGUAACCUUCAUCAUCAUCAAUCUUUUUAUCCAUAUAAUAAUAAUAUGAUCUCAGAACCAGUUAAAGACUUAAAACUUUGUCUUGAUGGAGAAAAUAAAGACACAUUUGUGUUUGUACCUGGUUUAUUAAGUUAUGAUACAAUCGAAUUACCAUUACCUGGUGGGAAAUCUUGGACAAUCGCUGAUAAUUGGAGUGAUGUUAAAGAAAUGAUUGAUGAUCCGUUAAUUGUUAGUCCGAAUCCUUUCGGUUCCGUUCACGAUCGUGCAGUACAAAUUUAUUAUCAGAUCAAAGGUGGACAAGUUGAUUAUGGACUGCAACAUUCGCAUAAUUUUUGUCAUAAACAAUUAGGUGCAACAUAUGAAGGCUUGAUGCCUGAUUGGAGUCCAGAUAAUCCUGUAGUUUUAAUUGGUAAAGGGUAUGGAGCAACAACAGCACUUCACCUUCAACAUCUUCUCUCGACCAAUUUUUUUGGUCAACAUACUUCAGGAACGAUGAUUAAAGGAAUAAUUUGUUUAUCUGCACCUCAUCGUGGUUCCACGCUUCCUUAUUAUCUUGGUCUCGUACCUGGAUCAAAAUGCCAUGUUAAUACAAUCUCAAUCCUUCAAUUCUUUUUAUCAAUAAUUCAUUUGAUUUGUUAUUUUACUUUCCUUCAAAGAAUUUUUGAUUUUCAAUUAAAUGAACAAUGGGGUCUCUCUUCAAAAUCUAAAGGAGGUGAACAAUCGUUAUGGAAUGCUAUUACCGCACGUAGCAGAUUUUCUUAUUUCGGGGAUAAUUUCUUAUUAGAUUGGUCAGUAGAGGGAGCUAGACAACGUUAUGCCGGUGAUGAAAAAGAUAAACAUCAUUUAGAUGAUCAUUGUGUAUACAUAAAUUAUGUGACAACUGGUCAUUCAUGGAGAUCAAAAGUAACGGGACAUUUUUGGCCACGAUUAACUUGGAAAAACCUCCAAACUUCUAUAAUUUCUACUUUACUUGGUCAGUACAAAUUUACACCCGAGGAAGAACAACAAGUAUUACGUACUCAAUCUUCUACUUUUUGGCAAAAUGAUGGAACUUUACCUAUUUAUAGUCAAUGCCCUCCACCACAUCAAAAAGUUUUAAUGAAUAUUUCAUUGGAUGAUCAACUUUAUGAUCCUUUAAAGCAUGAAAUUCAACCUGGAAUAUGGUACAAUGUUUAUGUUGAAGAUUUAUCAAAAACAAUCUUAUUCGAUGAUGUUCCAUUUUUAUUUACUCAAGGUUUAAGUGAUUUAUCAAUCAUCAAAAAAAUUGGUCAAUUCUCAUCCAAUUAUAAUGAUACAUUCGAAAAUUAUUAUGUUUUAGGAAUAGAAACAUUAGAAAAAAUAACCAUCAUAAUUAAAAAUAAAAUUGAAAAACGACAAAGUGAUAAAGCUGGAUCAGAAUGGACUCAAAAGAUUGAAACAAUGGAACUUAUUAAUAGUCCUAGUAAAUUGCUUUGGUGGAUGAAUCGAUUUCAAAAAAUGCAAGAAAAUUCUGGAUCUAAUAAUAAAGAAAAAGGAGAUGGAACAUCAUCAACAACAACUUCAUUCGCCACUGCACCAUUUAUGCCUGGUCCAAUGUUUGUAAGAGACAAACGUAAAAUGACUGUUGAAGAUUAUAGUGCUACCAUAAUGAAUGGAAAUGCUGGUGGAAUUAUAUCAAGUUCUAUUAUAUCAAAACCGAAUGGCAAACAAAAAAAUCAAAAUAAUUCUCAACAAGAAAAUAUAAAAUCUAAUAAUGUUAAUAUUAAUACCACUGGACGUAAUCAACAAAUACAAGUUUAUCAAAACGGUGAUUCAAACGAUAUAACAACUACUGAUGUUGAUGCUCAAUUUAUAAAUCCUAUUUCUUUUUUGAAUACUAUGCAUCAAAAGUUAAAAACCACCGCUCCACCUGAAUAUUCAUUCUCUCAUGAUUCCGUAACUGGUCAAUUUUAUUGUCAAGUUCAUUUCUGUGGUCAAACCUAUCAAAAUCAAAUUGCCAAACCUAAAAAACAAACUGCAAAAGAAGAAGUAGCAUGUAUCGCUAUGAGAGAUCUUUCUAUUAGAAUGCCAGAUAUUACUAAUCAAAUUCGGGCAGAAUUAAUUCGUGCUCAAAUUUCUUCUCAAAAAAAACUUGAACCAAAAUCAAAGUUAUGGUAUGAUAAACAACAACAACAAGCUGCAAAUAAUAGACAAAAAAAACGACCAUGUGUUCUUCUUUUAGAAUUUUGUCAAAUGCAUAAAUUGGGUCAUCCGGUUUAUGACAUUAGAGAUGAUGGUAGAGGGAAUUAUUUAUUCAAUUGUACAAUUAAUGAUCGAACCUUUACUCCGGAAGUCGCAUUUUGGCAAAAGAAUGAUGCCAAAGAUCACGUUUCUACAAUAGCUUUUAAUGUUUUAUUUAAAGAAAUUUUUCCAACUUACGGUAAUGUUAUGGCAAUGUAUCCUCCAAAUGAUGGUGUAUAUAUUGCUAAUAAUAUGUCUCUCGUACCAGCGAAUUAUGUGUUUACAAAUAAUGGAAAUAAUGGACAAAAUCAUGCACUAAUUCCAAGAAAUUCUUGA
Diversispora eburnea is the source of this 2757-nucleotide messenger RNA. Lineage: Eukaryota; Fungi; Glomeromycota; Glomeromycetes; Diversisporales; Diversisporaceae. The record is from the annotation of a GenBank genome assembly.